This is a messenger RNA of Zophobas morio, 2609 nucleotides long. It is a transcript of the gene Sec23, whose product is annotated as Secretory 23. The coding region runs from base 142 to 2478 and encodes 778 amino acids. Gene Ontology annotation, biological process: intracellular protein transport; COPII-coated vesicle cargo loading; COPII-coated vesicle budding. The transcript is spliced from 11 exons. Lineage: Eukaryota; Metazoa; Arthropoda; Insecta; Coleoptera; Tenebrionidae. Gene Ontology annotation, molecular function: GTPase activator activity; zinc ion binding. The record is from RefSeq and is a predicted model, not a curated record. Gene Ontology annotation, cellular component: COPII vesicle coat; endoplasmic reticulum exit site.
AUGACAUGUGUGACAAGUGACGUGAAUGACGUGGAUCUUGAAAUGUGUGCAGUGCAAAAUGUUUUAAUAGUUUAAGUUAAAUUAAAACAAAAAAAAAAUAGUAUUUUGUAUUUAUAACUCUUCGCCAGAAACGCCUUAAAGAUGGCAACGUACGAAGAAUAUAUCCAACAAAACGAAGACCGAGAUGGCGUUCGUUUUACGUGGAACGUGUGGCCAUCCAGUCGAAUUGAAGCAACCCGUCUGGUAGUCCCCCUUGGGUGUCUUUAUCAGCCAAUUAAGGAGCGCCAAGAUUUACCCCCCAUUCAGUACGAUCCCGUCCUAUGCACCAAAAAUAAUUGCCGUGCAAUUCUUAAUCCUCUUUGUCAAGUAGAUUACCGAGCAAAACUCUGGGUUUGCAACUUCUGUUUUCAGAGGAAUCCAUUCCCGCCGCAAUAUGCCGCCAUCUCCGAACAACACCAACCCGCCGAGCUCAUGCCCAUGUUUUCGACCAUUGAAUACACCAUCACAAGAGCCCAGUGCCUCCCACCCAUCUAUUUACUCGUGGUAGACACAUGCAUGGACGACGAAGAACUGGGAGCCCUCAAAGACUCACUCCAAAUGUCUCUAAGUCUCCUCCCACCUAACGCCCUCAUAGGUUUGAUCACUUUCGGGAAAAUGGUCCAAGUGCACGAGCUUGGUACUGACGGCUGUAGCAAAUCGUACGUGUUUCGCGGAACCAAAGAUCUGACUGCUAAGCAAAUACAGGAGAUGUUAGGUAUUGGAAAAGUGGCUGUUCAGCAGCCGCAGCAGCAGCAAAUGAGGGCCCCUCAGCAGCCGCAAGCUCCUAUUCCUCCAGCGAGUCGAUUUUUGCAGCCCAUUUCCAAGUGUGAUAUGAGUUUGACUGAUUUGAUUGGUGAGCUGCAAAGAGAUCCAUGGCCUGUUGGUCAGGGAAAAAGAUCCUUGAGAUCUACUGGAGCUGCGCUUUCGAUUGCUAUAGGGUUGUUGGAGUGCAGUUAUGCCAAUACAGGAGCUAGAGUGAUGAUGUUUUUGGGAGGACCGUGCUCUCAAGGACCUGGUCAGGUGCUUAAUGAUGAUCUUAAGCAACCAAUUAGGUCACAUCAUGAUAUUCACAAAGACAACGCUAAAUAUAUGAAGAAAGCAAUUAAGCACUAUGAAGCCUUAGCUAUGAGGGCUGCCACCAACGGACACUGCGUGGAUAUCUAUUCAUGUGCGUUAGAUCAGACAGGCCUUAUGGAAAUGAAGCAGUGUUGUAAUUCCACUGGUGGCCAUAUGGUUAUGGGUGACUCUUUUAACUCAUCUCUGUUCAAACAGACAUUCCAGAGGGUGUUUGUCAGGGAUACAAAAAACGAAUUAAAGAUGGCCUUUAAUGCGACGCUAGAAGUUAAAUGCUCUAGAGAACUUAAAAUUCAAGGGGGUAUUGGUUCUUGCGUUUCUUUGAACGUCAAGAGUCCGUUAGUAUCGGAUACUGAAAUUGGUAUGGGCAAUACGGUUCAAUGGAAAAUGUGUACGUUGACUCCUAGCGCAACCAUCGCUUUAUUCUUUGAAGUGGUGAAUCAGCAUUCUGCUCCUAUUCCGCAGGGUGGAAGGGGCUGUAUCCAGUUUAUCACACAGUAUCAGCACGCUAGUGGUCAAAGACGAAUCCGCGUGACGACCAUUGCCAGGAACUGGGCAGACGCCACCGCCAACAUCCAUCACAUCAGUGCCGGCUUCGACCAAGAAGCAGCUGCAGUCCUAAUGGCUCGCAUGGCUGUAUAUCGUGCAGAAACUGACGACAGUCCAGAUGUUCUCAGAUGGGUAGACAGAAUGUUAAUUCGAUUGUGCCAGAAAUUUGGCGAAUACAAUAAAGACGACCCCAAUAGCUUCCGACUUAGCGAAAAUUUCAGCCUCUACCCACAAUUCAUGUACCAUUUGCGCCGCUCCCAGUUCUUGCAAGUGUUUAACAACUCACCCGAUGAAACUUCGUUCUACAGACAUAUGUUGAUGAGAGAGGACUUAACUCAGUCGUUGAUAAUGAUCCAGCCGAUUUUGUACAGUUAUAGCUUCAACGGUCCUCCAGAGCCGGUUUUGCUUGAUACGAGCUCAAUUCAACCUGACAGAAUUUUAUUGAUGGACACUUUCUUCCAAAUUUUGAUUUUCCAUGGGGAGACUAUUGCCCAGUGGCGGAACUUGAAAUACCAGGAUAUGCCAGAAUAUGAGAACUUCAGACAGUUGUUGCAAGCUCCGGUGGAUGACGCCCAGGAAAUUCUACAGACGAGGUUCCCGAUGCCUAGAUAUAUUGAUACGGAACAAGGGGGGUCCCAGGCUAGGUUCUUGUUGUCGAAAGUUAACCCGAGUCAGACUCACAACAAUAUGUAUGCGUACGGAGGGGCCAUUCCUAGCACAAAUGCGGACGGAGGUGCCCCAGUUUUGACCGAUGAUGUAUCCCUACAGGUAUUCAUGGACCAUCUCAAGAAACUUGCAGUGUCAUCGACUGCUUAAUUGACUAUAAAAACAGAGUAUAUUUUCAACUAUUUAUUAAGUACAAUAACUGUAACAAAAAUAUAUUUCAACUAAAAUAAAUGUAUGUAGUUUUUGGUUAAGCGUUACAAUGCAAUAAAAAUUAUACUGUA